Molecule: messenger RNA, 609 nt
Organism: Cladocopium goreaui
Lineage: Eukaryota; Dinophyceae; Suessiales; Symbiodiniaceae
Source: the annotation of a GenBank genome assembly
AUGGCCGCGUUUCGGAGAGUUGUGGCGGCUGCAGCGUUGGCUGUGACGUCGGUGCUGGCUGAAACUCAGCAGUUUGCCACCGUGCCCUUGCUUGGAGGGUCGGUGGACUGGCACUUUUCCAAUUGGCGAGCCGUCACGGACCAGGUACGGGGUGGCGUGUCCACGGCAAAGCUGGAGCCCUGCGCAGCAGGUGCCAGGUUUACCGGCAAUUUGGAUCCUUCCAUUCUGAAAGCUGGAUUUGCUGGCAUGGAGCUGGAUGUGAAAGUCCUUCCCGCCACUUUCUCUGACCUCGAUGGAUUGAACUUGGCAAUCUCAGACGCGGACGGGCAUGAGUACACCUUGCUGGUGAAGACCAAAGGUGGAAAAAUAGGAUCUUCAUAUCAAGUGCGCUUCGUGCCGAAGAAGCAGAGUCCAUUUGAGACUUUCUUCAAGGAUUUCGUUGCAUUCUAUCGUGGUAGACCUGAUGCCAGCGCGGCUCCACUUGACAAGUCUCAGAUUGAAACGCUGGCCAUUCAGAUUGCGAGCAACUUUACUCAGACAUCUGGCCCGUUUCAACUUGAACUGCAGAGCAUUGCAGGACUCAAGUCUGAGGCCGUGACUUUGGUGUGA